Messenger RNA from Aedes aegypti (yellow fever mosquito), 2716 nucleotides. Its product is annotated as probable ATP-dependent RNA helicase DHX35. Gene Ontology annotation, molecular function: RNA binding; ATP hydrolysis activity. Lineage: Eukaryota; Metazoa; Arthropoda; Insecta; Diptera; Culicidae. The record is from RefSeq and is a predicted model, not a curated record. The transcript has 6 exons. Bases 582 to 2648 code for a protein of 688 amino acids. Gene Ontology annotation, cellular component: intracellular anatomical structure; catalytic step 2 spliceosome.
AGUUCACACAAAACUUCGUUCGGAAGAGGUAGCGUUUUUGCGGCUCCUCUAGUUUUGGCGUCCAAAAGUAGUAGUCAAACAGUGAAUAUAUUUUACUUGCAGUAAUUUUGCACAUUCAAUUUGCGUUGGAAAACCUCCCGAGCGGAGUGAGCUCAUUGUUUGUCGGGCAUGCAAAAGUGAAGCCAUUGCGCGAGUGCAGGUAUCUACCUCCUAGAAGUGUUAUUUGUGCAUCAUCGCCGCUGCCGCCGCCGAUCGUGAAGCAGUAAAAGAAAAACAUUGUUUCAAUCGUUAUACAUAUUCAUGUGCAUCGAAGAAGAGCUAGGCAAGAAAAAAUAUCAAGUUUUAUACAAUAUACCCAUUGGCGUCCGCAGUAUCGUCGUCUAGUGUUAACGUUUUGAGGUCAGUGAAAAUGUUCGCCGAUGCUGGCUGCUCCAGUUGCAGUAAGAGCUAAGCUUCGUGCAAAUCUUUGUCGUUGUUGUGGAAAGUGGUGGAAUUGACGACGAGAGAAGUUCGAGCAAAGACGAACAGCGCCACAACAACAGGAAGAAGCAGACCGAAAACAGCUUGCGGCAUCGCGGAUUAUGAGCUCAAGCCGAUUGCCGAAAUUUUUGAAACCGGAUGACGAUUCCUUCUCGUCAGAACGUGACGCAGCCCCGUCCGAUGAUCACGUAACCUCGUUCGUCUUCAACGCCCACCAUUCGCUAAGCCUUGCCGCCCAGCGAGAACGUCUUCCGAUCCGGCAGUACCGCGAUCAGAUACUCUACUGUCUCGAGAACUACCAAACGUUGGUACUGGUCGGUGAAACCGGUUCCGGCAAGAGCACACAGGUACCCCAGUACCUGUACGAGUUCGGAUGGCACAGCAAGGGCUUGAUUGGCGUGACCGAGCCUCGCCGCAUCUCGGCUAUAACGCUUGCAGAUCGGGUGGCAACAGAGCGCGGCGAACUCAGUGGCGAAACGGUGGGCGUUUCCAUACGGUUCGUAUCAAAAUGUAAUCCCGACACGACCAAGAUAAAGUACAUGACGGAAGGAAUCCUACUGAGGGAAAUGCUUGCCGACCCGUUGCUGACGCAGUACGGAGUGAUUAUGGUGGAUGAGGCACACGAGCGGAGUGUCCUGACGGAUACGGUGCUAGGGCUGCUGAAGAAGAUUGCACGCAAGCGGCCCUCGCUGAAGAUAAUCAUUUCGUCAGCUACGGUGGAUGCGGAAUUGUUCCAGGAGUUUUUCAAUUUGAAAAAGAAGAAAGACGAGAAAGACUCCUCGGUCAUUUUGACUGUAGAAGGGCGGAUGUACCCAUACGAAGUGUUCUAUUCAGAAGAACCAUGUCCAGACUACGUCAAGGCCACCGUUGCAACAGUGAUGAAGAUCCACCGAAACGAGCAGCGAGGUGACAUUCUUGCAUUUCUAACUGGACAAGAAGAAGUGUUGAAGGCACUGGAUCUAUUGAGAGAGCACCAGGAUGCCAGCGGAAAGGACGAUAUGCUUAUUCUUCCCAUGUACGGAACCUUACCAAACACGGAUCAACUGAAGGUGUUCUUCAGUGCUCCAAAAGGGAUUCGUAAAAUCAUUUUGGCAACAAAUAUUGCUGAGACUUCCGUCACUAUUCCUGGAAUUGUCUAUGUAAUCGAUUGUGGCAUCGUCAAACUCAACUGGUACUCAGCCGAUAGUACCACGAACAGCUUGGUAGUAGUUCCCACGAGUAAAGCUGCUGCAGAGCAGCGAGCCGGUAGAGCAGGACGCAUUCGCAGCGGUAAAGUGUAUCGUCUCUACACCGAAGAUGAAUGGGAAAAGCUUCCCGACCACACACCUCCGGAAAUGCGUCGGACAGACCUUUGCAGCACAGUUCUUUUCCUGAAAGCUCUCGGGAUAGACAACAUUCUGAGGUUUACGUUUCCAUCGCCUCCUCCCGCAAAAAACCUGCUUGCUUCACUAGAGACUUUAUAUGCAUUGGAAGCUCUCGAUGCAGAUGGAAGUCUUACGACACCAGUCGGAUAUUUCCUAGCGGAAAUGCCAUUCAACGCAAUGCUGGCGAAAAUGCUCUACAACGCCGGAGAAAUGGGUUGUUCAGAGGAGAUACUGACCAUAAUAGCUAUGCUACAGGUGCAAUCGGUAUUUUCCAAACCGGUCAGCGGACAGGCAUCGAUUCGCGCCCGUAUUGCUAAACGGAACUUCGAAGUCGCUGAAGGCGAUCUAAUCACCCUUCUAAAUGUCUACACAGCGUUCGUAGAUAAUGACAGAACCAAGGAAUUUUGUGGGCGUAAUUUUCUCAUUUAUCGGAAUCUGAAACGAGCCCAUGAAAUCAAAACUCAACUAUGCAGCAUGUUAGAAAGAGAACUUAACAUUCCAUUGCUGUCUUGCAAUGGAAACGUCGAAACCAUUUGCCGCUGUAUAGUUUCGGGAUUCUUCCCUUACGCUGCUUAUCUACACCAUUCCGGGGUCUACAGAACAGUUCGAGGAAAUACCGAACUUGCAAUCCAUCCCAUUUCAUGUCUGUACACGGAAGAGCAGCCCCAGUGGGUCAUAUUUUGCGAGCUGAUGCACACCACAAAACUUUUCAUGAAGGACAUUACAGUUAUCAAGCAGGAAUGGCUAACAGAGCUCGCACCGCAUUAUUACCAUAAAAUUACCGUUAGGGAUCGCUUCAAUUAGAGAAAAAGUAAUAGGAAUCGUUCGAAGAAAAAUGCUACAAAUAAAUGUUUAAGAAAUUACAAAUCUUA